UACAUUGCAUCAGCAUUUGGCGGUGAUGAUUUAGUCGCAGAAUUCGUUUUGCUUCAACUUUUGUCUAGAAUACAUCUUCGACAAAAUGGUCUCGCACUCGGAAAGCUCGCAUUAAAUAUCAGCAAUGCUCCUAUUGUUGCAAAUGGGAAUUCGAAUCACGAUAUAAGUCUCGAACACGAUAAUUUAUUUGCAAAGCGAAUUUCAUUUGUUCUCGCUUCACUUUUACCAAAAUAUCAUGACCUUCCGCUUACUCUAUCCACACUUAAUGAAGUAUUUUAUUUCCCACGUAGCAAUAUUGAUCUGGAUUCCGGUGUUUUACAAGUUAGUAAAGGCACAUGGUUUUUGAUUGACGAGACAGUGCUGAAAGAAGGAAAAUUGUGCGAUACUGGAAUCCGUAACUUGAAAGCUUUGAACGAUAUAUUGGACCAUCAGAAACUAAACUAUACUUUCCCAUUCAAUAAUUAUGAAUUCGAUACGGAUAUUGGAAUCAUUAUAUUAUCAAAUGCUAAAUCAUUCCUUAAUUAUGAUUGUAACAUUCCUCUUAUUCAAAAACCCGAGAAUAUAACAAUUCUAGAUGUACCAGAAGAUACUUUAAACCAAUUCAGGAACUUUAUUAGUAUUCUUAGAUGGAACGACUUUAAUAUCCCUGAAAAUAUUUCAGAUUAUAUUCAAACAGAUUACGUAACUCAAAGACAGAAAGCCUCGAGAAAUGGAAUACCUUUGAUGUCUCAAGAAGAUUUAAUGCUGCUUUUAAAUUUAUCAAGAUUGGUUGGUUUGAGUUUUGGCUCAUCAGAAUUGACAAAAGAAUUAUGGGAACAUACCAAAAAAUUGGAUGAAGCUAGAAGAGAUCGUAUCUACCAAAAGUAUAAUGUAUGA
Messenger RNA from Funneliformis mosseae, 876 nucleotides. Lineage: Eukaryota; Fungi; Glomeromycota; Glomeromycetes; Glomerales; Glomeraceae. The record is from the annotation of a GenBank genome assembly.